Molecule: messenger RNA, 1020 nt
Organism: Cheilinus undulatus (humphead wrasse)
Lineage: Eukaryota; Metazoa; Chordata; Actinopteri; Labriformes; Labridae
Product: midkine-B-like
Exons: 5
Coding region: 56-493 (145 amino acids)
Molecular function (GO): growth factor activity
Source: RefSeq, a predicted model, not a curated record
GAGAGGGAGGCAACUUUUCCCCAGAGAGACUUUCAACAACUGGCCGGCAAACAAGAUGAGGGCUGCUCUUCUUCUUCUGCUGCUGUUUUUAGUCACCCUGACUGAUGCUGCAGCCGCAGGGAAAAACAAGAAAGAGAAAAACAAACCCUCCCCAACCGGGUCAGGAUGCACUGACUGGCGCUAUGGCAACUGUGUCCCUAGCAACGGGGACUGCGGAGCAGGGUUUAGAGAGGGGUCAUGUGACCAGCAGACCAAGAGGAUGAAAUGUAAAGUACCAUGCAACUGGAAAAAGGACUUUGGAGCUGACUGCAAGUACCGCUUUGGUAGCUGGGGGGAAUGUGAUCCAGGAACCGACCUGAGGACCAGAUCAGGCACCCUGAAGAAGGCUCUGUUUAACGCCGAGUGCCAACAGACCAUCACCGUCUCCAAACCCUGCCCUGGAAAAACCAAGACAAAAAACAAAGGAAAGAAGAGAAAAGGCAAGGGGAACUAGACAAAGAGACGAGUCUCCAGGGAAGGACGAACGUCUCUAACAAUCAGAAAUAAAAACGAUGUCUGAAACGGUUCAGAGGCUGUUCAGACACCCCAACACUUUGCUUCAUUGCCACGUUUCUUAUGAGUGAUAGUCUGGCUUCUCUAAAAAAAUGGCUUUAUGCAGCAAUAUUUGAAGAAUUUUUCUGUAUCUUUUCACUGCCAAAUCUUUCCUAGAAUAAAUGCAUCUGGGCAUCGACUCCACAAUGGCUUCAUUUGGAACAGAAACUUUUUUAACUUCCAAGUUUUCCGCUUUUUGGUGGCUGAAUCAUUUUGUUAAUCUCGGAUGAGUUGUUUGCAUGCACACAGUGUUUACUUUGACUGUUUCAGCUGAUUCUGGUUUAAACAUUCAGCAAACAGACUAUUUUUAAUAGUUCUAACCAGCUUAGUUAACUGUAGUUUUAACUUGCAGUUUUAGUUUCAUGGAUUUGAUUUGACUGGUUUUACUUUGCUUUAAAUUGUUGGAUUUUCUCUCAUUCUAGAAGUAUU